UAAAAAUUCAACAUGGGUAUUUCAAGAGACUAAGAUACAAGAAGAAGGUGUCCGGUGGUAGAAUGCCAAUCCACAAGAAAAAGAGAAAGUUUGAAAUGGUAAGACAACCAGCCAUGACUAAACUCGAAAAGAAAAAAAUCAGUGUAGUCAGAGGAAGAGGAAGCAACCUUAAGCACAGAGCUAUUAAACUUUACUUCUGAAACUAUACUUGGCAAUCCGAAAGUGUGUCCUUUAAAAUAAAAAUCUUAAAUACUGUAUACAAUGCUACCAAUAACGAGCUCACCAGAACUAAGACCCUUGUCAAGAAUACUAUUGUCCAAAUUAAUUCAACUCUAUUCAGAAACUGGUACUUGCAACAUUAUGGAAUUGACUUGUCUGGUAAGGAAGACACCAUCAAGAGAUCAGGCCACUCCAAGACUAAGCUCAAGACCAAGCAAGAAAAAAGAACUAUUGACUAGAAAGUCGCAAAUAUGAUUGCUAAAGGUAAAGUUCUUGCUGCAAUCUCCUCAUGAUCAUGACAAUCUGGAAGAGCUGCUGGAUACCUUUUUUAAAGAAAAGAACUUUAAUUCUACCUUAAGCAGAUGGAAAAGAAAAAUAAUCGCUACAAUUUGUUCUAAGGAUUAUGCCCACAAUUACUCUUGUCUUUAUGCUUCAUCUGACAGUAAAUACAUGAAAGAAUGUGUUUAGCUAGCAAAAAUUAUUGUGUUAGCUCAUUCACUCAUCAUUUACUGAUACUGACAUUUGCUUCCUAAUUUCUAGCCGAAAUAUAAAAAUUAUU
This is a messenger RNA of Moneuplotes crassus, 778 nucleotides long. The record is from the annotation of a GenBank genome assembly. Lineage: Eukaryota; Ciliophora; Spirotrichea; Euplotida; Euplotidae.